Messenger RNA from Macadamia integrifolia, 2854 nucleotides. RefSeq names its product protein DETOXIFICATION 45, chloroplastic. The record is from RefSeq and is a predicted model, not a curated record. The transcript is spliced from 16 exons. Gene Ontology annotation, biological process: transmembrane transport. Gene Ontology annotation, cellular component: membrane. Bases 457 to 2253 code for a protein of 598 amino acids. Lineage: Eukaryota; Viridiplantae; Streptophyta; Magnoliopsida; Proteales; Proteaceae. Gene Ontology annotation, molecular function: xenobiotic transmembrane transporter activity; antiporter activity.
CCAUUAGAAAAGUUCUGCUCAGACGUAUAUAUUCGCCAUGGCUGCAAGUUAGAAGGGUUCCAAUGUCCGCAGUAAGCCAAAUCCGGAAACCCCGCCGACGUUUUGUUGUCCAGUUCCGCAGGCGUUAGUUCAUGACAUCAUGUGGGCUAUAAACAAUCGAACUAAUUCCAAGAAGACUCUGAGAGUUCGAGUCGGUUGUGACGUAUCGUUCGAGCCCUUCUUCCAAUUCGUGUCCAUAGCUUUUCUUGCUCUGUUUUCAACCAAUUAAAGCAGUAACGAGGUAGUGUUCUACUCAUUUUUCUGUGAGCUUCUCUCUACGCCUUGGAGACUAUUAGAGUUACUGGAUUAUUGAACUCACCCAAGGAUUGUCCUUCAGAAUUUCUUGAUUGCAUCUCUAAGGUGGGAUAUCCUGGACCUUGGGUAUGAAUACACAGAUAUAAGCAGUAUUUUCCGACAAUGGCAUCUGCCCAAUUUUCUGCUCCGCAAUCUAUUGGACUGAGAAGUAGAAUUCGUGAAAGGAACCCGAGGAGUAAAAUGAUUCGGGCACUUGGUCCUAGUAGCUCAAAUGUAGUUUGCAAUUGCCUCAGACUUCAAUCUAAUGAUAAGAGUAAGAUACACUCUGUCAAUGUUGUCAAGCAUUGUCGUCGUUCCACCAAUUGUAUGAUGCUGUUCUCCUCGCCUGUCACAACUUGCAGAAAACGUUUUUUCCCCAUGGUCUAUAAUCAGUAUGUUUCAGACUCUGGCAUGGAUUCUUCCAACGUCGAGGAAAGAUUCACUGCAAAGAAAGGGCAUAUUCUUAGCACUUUGAGGGAGAGUAUCUUUGAGUUGGUGGGGAAUUCUAGUAGCCAGUCACAUUCUCAAAGUGUUGAAAGUGAGCUCAUAAUCCUUACUUUGCCAGCACUUGCAGGACAAGCAAUUGAGCCGUUAACACAACUGAUGGAGACUGCUUAUAUUGGUAGAUUGGGUCCUGUGGAGUUGGCUUCUGCUGGUGUUUCUACGUCAAUCUUCAAUAUUAUAUCAAAGCUAUUUAACAUACCUCUCCUCAGCGUUGCAACUUCAUUUGUUGCUGAAGACAUUUCAAAAAAUACACUCAAGGAAUCUUCUUCAGGUUUCCAAGAACAAGAGAGUGGUGGUAAACCGCUUGGUGAACUAGAGGAAAGAAAGCAACUCCCUUCUAUUUCUACUGCCUUACUUCUAGCUGUGGCAAUUGGCAUCUUUGAGGCGUUAGCCCUGUACUUCGGUUCUGGGUUGUUUCUCAAUCUUAUGGGCUUAUCACCAGCUUCACCCAUGCGCAUGCCAGCAGAACGAUUUCUCUCCCUAAGGGCCCUUGGUGCUCCUGCAGUAGUUCUUUCUCUGGCUUUGCAAGGUGUCUUCCGUGGGUUCAAGGAUACAACGACUCCUGCAUUAUGUCUAGGUGGGGGCAACUUGUUAGCUGUAUUUUUGUUUCCCAUACUUAUGUACAACUGUCGACUCGGUGUAACUGGUGCAGCCAUUGCCACUGUUGCUUCUCAGUAUAUUGUUACCAUUUUGAUGAUUUGGAGUCUUAACAAGAGAGCUGUGUUACUGCCUCCGAAGAUGAAAAAUUUGCAAUUUGGUGUCUACAUAAAAUCUGGUGGUUUUCUUCUUGGGAGAACUCUAGCUGUCCUAAUGACCAUGACUUUGGGGACAUCAAUGGCUGUUCGUCAAGGACCAUUGGCUAUGGCAGCUCAUCAGAUUUGUUUGCAAGUGUGGUUGGCAGUAUCUCUACUUACAGAUGCACUUGCUGCAUCUGGUCAGGCCUUGAUUGCAAGUUCUUUCUCGAAGGGUGACUACUGGAAAGUGAAAGAAAUUGUCCAUUUUGUCUUAAAGAUGGGAGUAUUCACGGGAAUUUCCUUAGCCUUAAUAUUGGGUGCAUCCUUUGGUUCUCUAGCCACAUUGUUCACCAAAGACACAGAAGUACUUGGAAUUGUCAGAUCUGGGGUACUGUUUGUAAGUGCCAGCCAACCUUUCAAUGCUCUGGCUUUUAUUUUUGAUGGUCUCCAUUAUGGUGUUUCGGACUUCUCAUAUGCAGCUCAGUCUAUGAUAGUGGUCGGGGUAAUAUCUUCUGCAGUUUUGCUAUAUGCUCCUUCUAUGUUUGGCCUUUAUGGAGUUUGGCUGGGCUUGACUCUUUUCAUGAGCUUGCGAAUGUUGGCAGGAUUUAUCAGAUUGGCAUCAAAGAACGGUCCAUGGUGGUUCUUGCAGAAGGACUUCCACAAAACUGAGGUGGCAGGUUGAAAUUGAAGCCAUCUGGAUGUACAUGGAUUGCCUGAUGCAAGGGCUGCUGGCAAGGAUCAGGACCUCCAUUCUAUGGGCGAAGGCAACACAAGUAAGAUGCUUUUAUUGUUGUCUCAAGCUGAUUUCAACUCACCUCUGGGGAACUCAUGCCAUCUGAUUAUGCUUCGGUCGCCAAAUGGACAUAGGUGCUGAAUCCCUCCAAACAAGGAUGCAGACUUGGGGACGGUGCGGGGAGACCUAUUAUCAAUCCUAAGAAUGGAACAAUCAAUUGACAACCAUUCUAUUUCAGGAAUGAACUGAGGACCUCAACCCCUUCAUCUUUACAUUAAUUUAUCCUAAUUUACAUUCAGUAUCAUGUAAUCAAAAGAUACAUUACAACGAGUUUUUUUGGGGUUUCAACUAGAAGAGGUCUUCAUAUAAAGUAGAGAAUUUUGUUUAACUAGAGAAAGCACUUUAGCCUGAUUAUCAAUUUCAUUUUGAAUAGGCCAACAGAUCUGAAAGUUUUUUUCUGGGAUGAUAUAAAUAUGUAAAAAUUUCAUUUUGCGGCAUUGCUAUCAGCCCAUUGAAGACCGAAGUUUAUAGAUUUGGUUGGUUUUGGUCA